AUGGAAAAAAAAGAAAAAAAUAGUGACAUCGAUCCUUUUGUCUUGAGGCUAAAUGACGCUGUGAGCUCACCCGAAAAGGUUUUCGAAUACGACCAGACGAAGGGCGCACUCAAACUCGCGAAACCUGAAAUGUUGUCCGAGCUCAAAGACCCAACGCUCACAGAAAAAACUGUGCAACGGAAGAUGAGUGCUUUUGGGUUCAAGAAAAAACGGAUCGAUGGAGUGGACUACUUUUUUAAUGCCUUUUUCAGGCCGAACGACAGAAACUCGCUUUCAAAGGUCAAAAACCGCAAGAGCGAGCUUAUAAAGAAAAGAAAAAAAUGCAAAUCCGAAACUGGGUCUUUUAUUUCGAGCAGAAAGGCUUCUGAGGUGUUGGAAACAAGCGAACAACCCCAAUUGUUGUCUUAUACGCAACCCACAUUUUUCGGUCAACAAAUCGUACCAGACUCGGUAGAACAGCUUGGUAUUGUCCAACAACAACCCCUUUACUUUGUUCAACAGCCACCAAUCAUCCAAGGACAGCGAGAGGCACUCGAGAUGGAAUUAAAUAUGCUCAACGAACGUGUGUCAAAACUGGAAGCCGGCAAUCGAAUGCUCAAAAACUUGAUUACAAACAGUGAGUAUGAAAUGUUGGGCAUUUGUCAAGUCGUUGACGAGAUUACCGAAAAUGGGCGAUUCCACUGA
Molecule: messenger RNA, 684 nt
Organism: Entamoeba invadens IP1
Lineage: Eukaryota; Evosea; Mastigamoebida; Endamoebidae
Exons: 1
Coding region: 1-684 (227 amino acids)
Source: RefSeq, a predicted model, not a curated record